Molecule: messenger RNA, 1203 nt
Organism: Phytomonas sp. EM1
Lineage: Eukaryota; Euglenozoa; Kinetoplastea; Trypanosomatida; Trypanosomatidae
Source: the annotation of a GenBank genome assembly
AUGACGCCGAUGUCCGAAAACCGCGUGAUCGCUCCUAGUAAGAAUCCCGAAGAGAGCCUCUCCGAGAAGGAUACUCGUCUUCGCACAAUCAUGGCGGAGUACAACUUCGACGUGUCCUCCCUCCCCUCCCUGGAAGUUCUGCGCGAGGAGCGUGUCCGUCUGAUAGAGGAAAUCCGGCAUCACAAAGACGAGCAGGACUCGCUGUCGCUGGAUAUUGAGGGCUUGGAGGGUGCGGCCGAACUUUACAACACCGCCGCUCGCGUUCAGCGUCUCGAGAACUUCGUUGCUGAGGGCUCUGUGUAUGUCGAGAAGGUGCUGCCCGGCGAGAUCGAACGAUUCUUGGAGGAUGACCGGAGGCGCUCUGACGAGGAGGUCGCUGCGUACGCCCAAGAGCUGGAUUCCAGGCGUGAGAGGAUCUUGCAAAAAGCUUCCGCUGCUAAGGAGCGCACCACGAAGCUGGCCAAUAGGCAGGCCUCCAAACACGUGGAUCCGGAGCUGGACGACGGCAUCGAGAACACCAUCGCACAUGUGGAUGGGAACGUGGGCCAGAUAGAGUUGUUAAGCGAUAAGGUCAAGAAGUUCCGCACGCUGAAGAGUAAGUUGCUUGCCGAGUUGGCACGCGAAAAGAAGGACUCCGCUGGGAUGGAAAAGAACCUCAACAUUCAGAUCAAGAAUGCCGAGCUCAGCAACGCCCGUGAUGCGCGUCUGUCUAAGGAGCUCAAUGCGAGCAAUGCCAGUCUCACGGCAAACGUGCAGCUGCUGAUGAAUCAGCUGAAUGUGGAGCACUACGGCAUCGACAACGUUCCAACGAACGCGCAGCUGGAGGAGGGGUACAGGAAUCGAAUGCUCAUGCUGGAGGCAACUCCUGUGAACGCCCGGGAAAGCGUGCCCGAGCCGGAGCUCCCUGUGUAUGAGUCAUUGAACAACGGUGAUGGGGUGGAAAGCGGCCCGCGUUCGCGCGGCUCACAACCCUUGCCAACUCCACUGAGGAGGAUGGAGUCUCAGGGCAGUCGCCGCAGUGGGCCCAUGCAGCAGGUCCCGCGGAUGCCGAGUGAGAGGGUCAACCCAACUCCGAAAGAGAUGCGAAAUGGCUCACGCCAUGGUAGCAUGAGUCUGCCAAGGAUCUCUGAAAAGCCUGUGGAAUCCGUGCACAGUCAUUCAAACACAGAGGAAAACGUUCCUAAGGCUGGCGUGGUAUACUAA